Pleuronectes platessa (European plaice) is the source of this 810-nucleotide messenger RNA. Its product is annotated as calcium-activated potassium channel subunit beta-2-like. Bases 100 to 810 code for a protein of 236 amino acids. The transcript is spliced from 4 exons. Gene Ontology annotation, molecular function: potassium channel regulator activity; calcium-activated potassium channel activity. Gene Ontology annotation, biological process: potassium ion transport; detection of calcium ion. The record is from RefSeq and is a predicted model, not a curated record. Lineage: Eukaryota; Metazoa; Chordata; Actinopteri; Pleuronectiformes; Pleuronectidae. Gene Ontology annotation, cellular component: voltage-gated potassium channel complex; membrane.
CAGCUAAAUAUAAAAUAGGCUGUGAUUCUUCACAGGUCUUUUCAACAAUCUUUCCGUUCGGCCUCAGCGAACACAGGAGGACGUAGAUCAUCUGGAAAGAUGUUCUUUGUGGCAGGGGCCAAAAAUACAAGAGGCGCGGUGAGAGGAAAUGAGAGGAGCUCAAUCUACCAGAAAUUGCGAGGGGUAGAUUUAUUAGACAAAAAGAAGACAGUGACAGCUCUAAAGCCUGGUGAAGAUCGGGCCCUUCUCCUGGGUCUGGGAAUGAUCCUCUCAUCUGUCAUGAUGUACUUUGUCCUGGGGAUCACCACAUUACGCUCCUAUGCAGACAGUGUGUGGACAGAGGAGGGUGUGUGUGUUGUUCGCAACUCCACGGUCACAGCAGACAUGAACUGUUCCUACAACUGUGGGUCAGACUGCUGGAGAGUCUCCAAAUACCCCUGUCUGCAGGUCUACGUGAGCGUCAAUAACACGGGCCGUGUCAGCCGUUUAUCUCACAAUGAAGAGACCCAGGACGCCAGCUCCAAAUGUUUCUAUGUGCCCAGAUGCCAGAGGGACAGCUCGGCCAUGCACACCAUGAUUAUGAAUAUCUCCGAGAGCCUGAAGGUCAACCAGCAGGUCCCCUGUUACUACGACCCCUCCGAGCAGCAGGAGACCGUCCUCCUGACCCGGCUGUACGACCACAGAGUCGUGCUCCACUCGCUGCUCUGGCCCUCCUGCAUGAUCACAGGGGGGGUCCUCAUCAUCGUGAUGGUGAAGCUCACACAGUACCUCUCCAGACUCUGUGAAGAGAUAGGGAAGAUCAAGAGGUGA